GGUGUCCUUCCCCGGCCCACCCCCAGCAGGCCAGUCCUGGGCCCCAGCUGCAGAGCACCCACAGGCUGCCAGAGGGAGCAGGUCGAGAGACCGGGGAUCCCUCAGGAGCUAAGUGGGCAGCUGGGGACUCAGCCAGGAGGGAAGCCCUGGAAGUCUAGCCAGGACCUGCCACGGCUCCUCCCCACCCCCAACCUGAAGCCACAAUCCCUGCUUAGCAUGGGUGUGCCAGCAAGAGGCUAGCCCCUGCCCAGGUGAAGGCUGACCCCAAGCCACCUGGCCCCUGGACAGAAUGAGAGUGUCAGGUCUGAUUCGCCUCCUGGCCCUCGCCUUUGCCCUGGUGGCCACGUGGAUCUUCCUUCGCACUUCCGACAGCUUCAGCGUGAGAACCAUCCGUCUGCCACGCUGGAUGGACAUGGCGCCCAAGGACAUCGAAAUCAAGAAGACCAAGUGUGGUCUCAGCAAGCCCUGCCCCUUCAACUACUUUGCGUUUAGAAUCUGCAGCGGGGCUGCCAACGUCGUGGGCCCCUCCAUGUGUUUUGAAAACCAAAUUAUCAUGAGUCCUGUGAAGAACAACGUGGGCAGAGGCCUAAACAUCGCCCUGGUGAACGGAACUACGGGAAAGGUGCUGAGGAAGAACUCAUUCGACAUGUACUCCGGAGAUGCCAAGCUCCUGGUGAACUUCCUGAAGGAAAUUCCACGGGACACCCUGGUGCUGGUGGCCUCCUAUGAUGACCCGGGGACCAAAAUGAACGACGACAUCCGGAAACUCUUCUCCAACCUGGGGAGUUCCUACGUGAAGCAGCUGGGCUUCCGGGACAGCUGGGUCUUCUUAGGAGCCAGAGACCUCAAGAAUAAAAGCCCCUUUGAACAGUUCUUAAAGAGUAACCCGGAAACCAAUAAAUACGACGGCUGGCCGGAGCUGCUGGAACUGGAGGGCUGCGUGCCCCGCAAGGUGUUUUAGGAGGUCCGCGGCUCUGCCUGGGCCAGGGGCCUGACGACGCCGCUUCUUCCUGACUCGGGUCCGGAGCCCAGCGAAGCGGGGGCCGGGCUGCCAGGACCCCUGCGGAAAGCCCUUCGUCCUCACGCUCCGCGCCUCUCCUGCCGGGCAUCCAGACCCUCCGACCACCCUGCAAGGUCCACCCGGAGAAGCGCCCAUGCCCGGGGUCCUUCUGGAACCAGCUGUCUGUGGAGAGAGCCGAGGGUGCUCCCUUCAAGAACAGCUGGUGGUCGGUCCCAAGGAAGGACUGACUGCCCACCCCACGGGAGCAAAAUUAAAUUUGAUUUUGGCUGGU
Sciurus carolinensis (gray squirrel) is the source of this 1292-nucleotide messenger RNA. It is a transcript of the gene Fam3d, whose product is annotated as FAM3 metabolism regulating signaling molecule D. The record is from RefSeq and is a predicted model, not a curated record. The transcript is spliced from 10 exons. NCBI's taxonomy places the organism in Eukaryota, Metazoa, Chordata, Mammalia, Rodentia, Sciuridae. Bases 290 to 961 code for a protein of 223 amino acids.